GGGAGUCGGGGACGCCAUCCUUACACCACCAGAAGCCAAGAGUCACUUUAAGCCACACAGAUCAAAAAGCCCAGCCUUGCAAAACUGGGAGCAACUAACGCCAACCGUCAUCAUCUCUCUCUGCCUCUGCCCAGGUAAUCGGUUCUUCUUCUAUCUCUAGUCUUUCUCCCCAUCCGCGCCUCACUCUCUCGGGUUCAGUCUCCACCGCGUCGCUCUCUCUCUCUCUCUCUCUCGCACCAUCGUCCAGGCUCCUCCGCCGCACGGAGUCCUGUCGCACUCCACCUCAUCGUCCGGUCCUCAGUUUGUCGCUGGGCUAACAGCAGAUAGUUCUUCAUAGCAGAUAACUCAGGAGCAGGGUUGCUGCCAUCAACAUGGCCCCAUAGAUCCUUGCCUUUGACAAAUAUCUUGAAGUGGAAUGCCCAAGCUGAGUAGUGUUUUCCAUUAAAACGAACCAAGAAAUCAUCAGACUUAUCUGAAGACACGAGGCCGAGAGAACUUGAUCAAGAAUAACCGAGAACAAGGGACUGAACUAGGGCAGAGUUGGACUUGAGAACAAGAGAAUUCAGAAUUGUGGCUCUGAUGCCAUGAUAAACUUAGAGAGCUUUGAGCAAAAACUGGUGUCGAGAGUGGCAUUGCUGAUCAGAUUAUUACAACCCAAAAUCCCAGAACCACGAAGAACAGUGAAAAUAAGAUAGCAAAUCUGAGAAUUUUUUUUUCUUGUUUAUAAGUAGCAAAUCUGAGAAAGCUAGAGAUCUUUUCACGAACAUGUGGUCUGCAGAUUUGAAAGCAGCACUAGGCCAGAGACUCAACUUAGAGGGCAUUGUUUCUUCAGCUAUGGUGGUUGUAAAGGACAGGCACAUGGCACUUCCGCAUGUCUCCGUGCCUGACAUAAGAUACAUUGAUUGGAUUGAGCUGCACAGGAGGGGUUUCAAGGGUGUUGUAUUUGAUAAGGAUAAUACUCUUACUGCACCUUACUCUUUAAAAUUGUGGGGCCCUCUUAGUUCGUCACUUGAGCUGUGUAAAUCCGUUUUUGGCCCAGAAAUUGCAGUGUUCAGCAAUUCUGCGGGGCUGUAUGAGUAUGACAUUGAUGGUUCAAAAGCUAGGGAGCUUGAGGGGGUAAUUGGAAUCAAAGUAAUAAUGCAUACAUCUAUAUGUUGUGCUCUAGAGGUGAAGAAACCAGCUGGAAGGGCUGAAGAAAUUGAGAAUCACUUUGGCUGUAAAUCCUCACAACUUAUCAUGGUGGGUGACCGGCCAUUUACAGAUAUCGUUUAUGGAAAUCGAAAUGGAUUUCUGACUAUUCUAACUGAGCCUUUAAGUCUCGCUGAGGAGCCAUUCAUUGUUAGGCAGGUGAGGAAACUUGAAACAGCCCUUGUUAAGCACUGGUUUAGGAGAGGGUUGAAGCCAACCAGUCACAUACUAUUAUCAGAUGCCUUGCUCUAUGUAAAAAAUACCCCAUCGUUGUGAGAAAAGAAAGUCGAUAUAAUGCAAUAGGAAAUGGUUUGGAAUGGGUUGAAAAGAUUGUACUCUUCAGUAAAUUAUUUAUUUUUUUAACAACCUUCCAUAUUGAGAAUUUUAGAGAGUAACCACUAGGGCUUAGUUCAAGUGUUAAGAGCCUCUUGGUAGCAUGCUUUGUCAAGGUCAAUUGUUUGAACCCUUGACAAUUUUUAGGGUUUCAUUGAACUGGGAGAAUUUCCCUUUGAAUAAUUUAUGGUGCACUUGUGAAAAUUUUAUUGUCAAAUGUU
Juglans regia (Persian walnut) is the source of this 1742-nucleotide messenger RNA. RefSeq names its product phosphatidylglycerophosphate phosphatase 1, chloroplastic. The record is from RefSeq and is a predicted model, not a curated record. Lineage: Eukaryota; Viridiplantae; Streptophyta; Magnoliopsida; Fagales; Juglandaceae. The coding region runs from base 766 to 1464 and encodes 232 amino acids. Gene Ontology annotation, molecular function: phosphatidylglycerophosphatase activity. The transcript is spliced from 8 exons.